AUGUCGUGGAGAACUGAUAUCCGUGCCGUGGUUGGUUUAGAUUUUGGGACCACCUAUUCGGGGUUUACUUAUUGUCAUGUUUCUGACAAACAAAAUAUAUGUACUAAUGAUACUUGGCCUGGAGAGAUGGCUCAAUUAAAAACCAAUACUGUGUUACAAUAUGACGAUAAAUUGGAAAAUAUCUCAGAAUGGGGACUUCCCGCACUAUCUAAACGUCCAAAUCGAAAGAAGAAAAAUGAUCAUGAUAACAAACCAGUAGAACUAUUUAAAUUACAUUUGGGCAAUUUACAAGACCAUCUUAAACCUAAACUUACUGUCGAAUAUAAGAAAGCAAUUACUGAUUAUCUUCGUGAAAUUGGAAAUCUGAUCAAAGAUACCGUGACGACUACUUGGCCUGGAAUCGAUUAUUACAAAAAUGUUAUGCUGGUCCUUACCGUUCCCGCCGAGUACUCUGAUAAAGCAAAAGCGAUAAUGAGAGAAUGUGCACUCAAUGCUGGUUUGCUUAGUGAUAAGCUUACAGAACAAUUACAAUUUACUACGGAACCUGAAGCUGCAGCAAUUUAUUGUAUGGAUAGCAGCUUGAAAGAACACGAUUUGGCCGUUAGCGGAACUACUUUUAUGAUCGUUGAUUGUGGAGGUGGAACUGUAGAUUUGACAACACAAAAAUUAGAAGACGAGAAACAAUUAGGCGAAAUUACGGAAAGAGCAGGAGAUUAUUGUGGGAGUACUUUUAUCGAUAAAGAGUUUGUCAAAUACUUACGAGAUAAACUUGGAAAUAAUGCCAUAGAUUUGUUAGAAGAGAAACAUUAUGGACAAAUGCAAUACAUGGUACAAGAAUUUUGUCGAAAUGUUAAAUUACCAUUCACGGGAGAUGAUGUAAAUUUUCAGUAUGAAAUGGAUCUUGAAGAAGUUUCACCCGAUUUAUUACAAUAUGUAAAAGAUGACGUUAAAGAGGCUUUGGAAAAGGUAGAAUGGUUGAUUAAGCUUGAUUAUAAGGCAAUAAAAUCAAUGUUUGAUCCCAUUGUUGAAAGAAUUUCACGUAUGAUUCGUGCACAACUCGAUAAUUCACGUGAAACGUGCUCAGCAAUGUUUUUGGUUGGAGGUUUCAGUCAAUCAAAAUAUUUACAAAAAAGAAUUAAGGAAGAAUUUAAUGAAUGCGUUGGAAAUAUUUCGGUUCCUUUAAAUCCAAUCGCUGCUAUUUCGCGUGGUGCGGCAAUCUAUGGGAUCAAUCUUCAUAAUGCGGAUAAUUACAGUCCGGACGGAAUCAAGUGCAUCAUAAGUUCUCGUGUAUUGAAAUUCACUUAUGGCAUCAAAACUGCAUCAAAAUGGAAAAAAGAUGAUCCGAAAGAAAGAAGAACUUUUGACGGACAUAUAUAUCGUUUUAGUUGUGUUGCAAAACGCGGAACUAAAACUUUAGUUGAUAAAGAAAUCGUUAUUGAUGAUCUUAUUCCUCAAUAUCCAUUCCAAACUGUUGGUAUCUUUCAAAUUUAUUACACGAGAGAAUACGAAGCAAAAUUUUGUGAUGAAGAUGGAAUGGAGUUAUUAGGAACACUUAAGAUUGACCUUCCAGAUUUGGAUCUUGGAUACAAUAGACCUGUUGCUUUUGGAUUAAAAUUUGGUAGUAUGGAAAUUACAGCGACUGCAAGAAAUGAUACAAAUGGUCAAAAUUAUCAAACUACUUUUGAAAUCGAUACUGAGAAUUAA
Messenger RNA from Funneliformis mosseae, 1704 nucleotides. The record is from the annotation of a GenBank genome assembly. Lineage: Eukaryota; Fungi; Glomeromycota; Glomeromycetes; Glomerales; Glomeraceae.